Molecule: messenger RNA, 4081 nt
Organism: Penaeus monodon (black tiger shrimp)
Lineage: Eukaryota; Metazoa; Arthropoda; Malacostraca; Decapoda; Penaeidae
Exons: 9
Coding region: 1011-3098 (695 amino acids)
Biological process (GO): potassium ion transmembrane transport; stabilization of membrane potential
Cellular component (GO): membrane
Molecular function (GO): potassium ion leak channel activity
Source: RefSeq, a predicted model, not a curated record
GCGGGUUCUCUCCUCACGCACUCCAGUCUCCGUUCGGACGUCGUGAGAAGCGGACACCUGUGCACCUCCUUCGUUUGAGCAGGAAUUUAAUCUCGCCUCCACUACGAGGCAGGAGUUCCAGCAGAGACAACACGAGAUUUAAGCAGCUCCAGUACAUCCUCCUUAUAUCUUACGAUGUUUAAUAUCCUGCAUGGUUCACGUGAGAUACAUUAUAUAUGAUAUCAAAGUCAAGGAAUCGAAAAAAGGACAAAGAAAGGUUUGUCGAGAGAGAGAGAGAACGAGACAAGAAAAUGUGGGAUGAAUGAAAAACCCAAAAAUAUAAGUGGUUCGUGAAGCGUCUUCCUCCACUGCAAUUUUAACUGUGAUAUUGCGGUUGUCUGGUUACCUGUUAAUCAAGACUCUAUAAAGGUAUGUUCAUAGAGCGUAAAUGCGACCUAGUAUUUACUUAUAUGCACAUCUUUAUGUGAUGACCUACGGUGCAUUGUAAGAAGAGAGCAAACUAUCUUCCAAGCAUUUGGGUUUCUUUUGGUCUGAGACGGAGAUGGAGAAAACGUAGUGAAGGAAAAUCCGUACGAUUGUGAGAAAACAGAAAGGAGAAAGUAAGGAAGAGAGAAUAUAAUACUUAAUAUAAUACUUUCAAAGUGAAUAAUUAUAGCCAGAAUAACUACAGUGAAAGGAAAGGAAAUAUAAUUGUUGUAUAAAUGCACACUGAUUUGAAUCCACUCAAGUUUGAGAAGAAAAAGAAGUUAUCGGUGCGAUUUUUUCCCCUUCUUAUAACCAGUUUGUGAAGCAUUCUUAUAUAAUCCAUAAAGGAAAGGAAGAUAGCGAAGGAAAAAGAGGUUUGAGUCCAUAAGGAAGAGAAGAAGAGUCUAGUCUACAACCAAAUCAAGGUUAAGCAAAAAAAAGAAAAAAAUAAACACACAGACCACUACAUACGAAAAAAGUUCCCGUUCCUUAUUUUGUCACUCAGUUAAUUUCUACCCAGUCUCUCCUCCCUCUAAUUCGGCAAGAUGAUGAGUUUCAAGCAGUGGCUAGUGCUGCUGGGCCUCUACACCAUCUACAUGCUCAUUGGCGCCGCCGUGUUCAUCAGUCUGGAGAAGGACAAUGAAAUGGAGGGAAGAGAGGAGCUGCUCAGCCUCAAGGGGCGUGUGAUAGACUUCGUGGAGGGCCUGGACAACGAGAGCCGACCGGGCGCCGAGGUCGUCCUCGAAGACGUGGGUGGCGUCUGCGGCCACGACUUCCUGUCGGCGGGGGACGACGAGCCACUCACCUGGUCGCUCUGGAACUCCUUCUUCUUCACCUUCACCGUCAUCACUACCAUAGGUUUCGGCCACAUGUCCCCCGCCACGCCCUGGGGCCGCGUCUUCUGCAUCGCCUACGCCCUCUUCGGCGUCCCCCUCAACGGCAUCCUCGUGGCGGUGCUGGCAGACAUCUUCUCCUGCAAGGUGGUGAACUCCCGCGUGCGCGCGCGGGCCAAGCGCUACGAGUCGUGGAUGGGCGUGGCCACCGACACGGUGCUGUACCUGAUGCCCGGCCUCGUCGUGUUCCUGGUCGUUCCGGCGGCCGUGCUGCUGGCGUUCGAGGAGGGGUGGAGCUUCAUCGACUCGUUCUAUUUCGCCUUUAUUACUCUCACUACCAUCGGAUUCGGGGACUACGUGGCCGGGCGCCAGGACCUGGACCACAUGUGGAUCUGGACUUACAAGAUCCUGAUGGUGGUGUGGAUCGUGUUCGGCCUCGGAUACAUCGUCAUGAUCAUCACCUUCAUUCAGAAGGCGCUCAAGUCGAAGAAGAUUCACCGGGUUGAACAAAAGAUCGCUCGAACGCUGAAGAGACAGGCAGCCAAGAUUCACCAGAACCUCCACACGGAUCUCAAGAGGCUGCGUGAGGUGGUGACAGCUCUCUCGGUUCUUGACCACAACUCGGAGGAGAACUGCAGCAAGGAGGUGCUCAAGCGCUACGAGAGCCAGCCCACGAUUCCUCAGGACGAGGGCGACGGCGAAGACGAAGAAGGCCAUGCCCCUCCCCGCUCGGCGACGUCGGUGCAGCCGUCGCCCGCCACCGAGCGCAUCAACACCUUCCGGCAGGCGCUGUCCGAGGCGGCCGUCAACAAUGUGGGCAAGAAGGACCAGUUCCGCAGCCUGUCGUCUCUGGAGGACGUGGCUCUGUUCCUGGAGAUGGUGGAGUCGCUUCUCCGCGAGCACGAGGCGGGCAUCGCGAAGGAGGCGGACGACCAGGCGCACCACAUCCUCAGCGACGACGACUCCAACUCCUCCGACGAUGACUCCUUCGGCACAGUGGCGAUGGACAUCCCGCACAAGGAGGACCUCGAGGCUGGCUUCUGCAAUCAGGCUUUCGUUGGCGACAAGGGUGAGGUCGAGGGCGCGAGCCAAAAGCCGCGACCCGACGCCGACAACGCCAGCAAGAAGGGCGCAAAAGAGGAUGAGCCCUGCGUUAACCAAAGGGUGCAGCAGCGGCUAAACUAUCUCCUGAUGGAAGUAGACGCUAAGUCGAGGCGAGGACUCUUGCGCCAAAAGUCGCUAAAGGAAGGCGUCAUUUCUUCGGGCCAGCUCCUGGGCAAGAUGGAGAGCAUCGUGUGCAAACCCUUCUCCAACCCAGACCUCUACGACGCCUGCGAUACCAGUGACUGCGACUCGGCGUCGACUUUCGACCGUCGAAGCUGCAACUCCGUCCCGGGUUGCAUCAAGACCGGCUGCACGAAAUCGUACACGAACCUUUGCGACGUCUUCCCUACACUGCCCUCCUCCUGCGACGCCGUCGGCCACCAGCCUGCCUCCCAACAUGACUCCGAGAAGCGAGCCAGCCGCCGCUGGUCCGUCGGGAGCGAGAGUCACCUGCAGGAGGCCUCACUCGACGGCCAUCACGCUCCCCACAACUUCCUCGGCGGCAUCAAGUUGUCUGCGGGGAGGAGCGCCAAGGACCAGAGCUCGCCGCUGUCUCUGCUCUCCCUGUGGAUUCACGGCAGCACUGUCAGGACCCAGGGCCUGCAGGAAGUGGAGAAGGAGAGAGAGAAAGAGAAGGACAGCGUCAGUAGUGACGAAUCGCAGGAAGCCACUAAACCUCAAUACACGCGGUUAUAAUUUUGUAUUAAGAUAUCCUUUUUUAUUUAUGAUACUUUGUGGAUCCAAAGUAGUACAAAAAUCAUAAACUCAAGUCAAGCAAUACAUCUUGUGAGUCAAAUAGACAUGCGAAAAAACAAAAUACUACAGUGUAGCACUAAAUAGUUAUAGAGCUUGUAUUCAGUCAGGGUGGGACCUGCAGGGUCAUAUUUCUAUAAUGUAUUUCCAAAAGAGCGUAAAUUUCAUAAACAGGUCUGUAAAACAUCGAUUUUGCUAUCAAUGGACUAAUUAUCAACUAACCAAACGUAGCUGUAAUGGGCGGAACCAACAGCUCAGCACAAACAGGAGCUGCAGAGCCAUGUUUUGAUGGCGCACAGGAGACGUGUCAUUCAGGCCUCUCGGGGUCUGCCUUGCCGGUCAGAUGUGAUUUCAUAUUCCAUGGAGCCUCAUUCCCACUAAUGGAGGGUUUUAGGUGGUGUGGCUCCCCAAUCACGACAAAAUAAAUUUCAUAAAAAUUUCCUUAGAAUAUAUCAUACCUUCCCCAUCCAUAAGGUCAAGGAUUGUCACUAUUGUUCCUUCGUGGACGGAUCUCAAGAUGCGAAUCUCGUUUAGAAAAUUACCCUGAAAGAGAAUUGCAAACUAAUUGCCGGUGUUAAUCACAGUGCAUCUGCUUUUAAAAUAGUGUAAUUUCUCCUAAAUAAAUAAUCGGUCUCUGUCAUUGAAAAAUCCAUUUACGUUUUCUAAUUAUGUUUCCGUUUGCGUUCUAUACACAACAGGUAGAUAUACUGCAGACACGCACAAAUUUCAUCAUGUUUCUGUAUAUGGCAAGCGGAAUGCGUUUUAUAACUAAUGUGAAUAUUACCAUUUGAAUUAUUUACGUCACUUAAUUAUUCCAUGUAUUAAAGAUACAAAAAUACAUUCGCAACGGGUACAUGAUUUAAGCAUAUGUGAUAUGUAUAGAUUAUGAGAGUGAUUAUUUGGAAAAAAAUAUAGAUUUAUGAUAA